AUGGAGCUGCAAGACCAACUGAAGAGCGAUUGGAGAAGUUUUUUUUGCAAUCAGCCACCAGUGGAGUUUGACACAAGUGUAAACCAUCAUCUUCUCUGCAGUGAGUUGAAAAGCAGCCCUGUGAGGCUGGAGGACAGCGCAGAUCCAUACUGCAGCAUCUGGUCGGACGCCGAACAAGCAGGAAUCAAGAGUCGUAACAAUCGGUCAUUUGCCAUGGAUGCAAGAAUGAGACUAGAUAGUUUGAAGUCAGGGUGUAAUUCACCCUUGCCCUGCGUUGCCAUGGAUGGGAUGAUGUACAACUAUGACUGUGAAAAAGACCCUUGGGACAGUGAAGAUUCACAGGAUGAAGAGUCUGCUUUGGACCAGGUAGAGCUCCUUGAUGUCGAUGACGAUGUGCAGGAUGAAGAGAACUGUAUUCCUGACAGGUUGUAUGAGUCUCCAAAGAAGCAGGACUUUGUGGGGAGAAGUGAGUCUGCUCUUGGAUGGUGUCGACGCGUACUGGAUAACCCCAGUCCUGAGACGGAGGCGGCGUGUCGUUCACUGAUAAAUAGGCUGGAUCAAAAUACCAGUGAGAUGAGCAUCUCCCAUGACUCCAUAACCACAAGCUACAGACUGCAGGACAUGACAGAUGUCCACAUUAUGGCUCGUAUGCAGGAAGCCAGUUUAAGACAGCACUACGUCUCCACACCUACUACUGCUUCACCUAGGAGAGGCCUUGAGCCAUCGGUGAUGUCUCCAUCUUACUUUAACCACACUGUUCAAAAUAUUGAUGACUUCAUUGCAGGAAAUAAAACUGGGGCGUUGUCUUCCUCUUGUUGGCAGCCUGGUCUGUCGUCGCUGCACUCUUUCUCUUGCCAGGCACCAACAUCAGUAGCUAAGGGCUGCCAAAGUCCAAAACUGGCCCGACUUCACCAGCAGGUCACCCAGUUCAAGCUGCUUAAACUUGCUCAGAAUCAAGCAACAUCACCAGCCAGACCCAGGUCACCUCUGCGGACCAGCCUCCGCUCCCUUCAGGCUGUUAGAAACAGCCGAAGUUUAGAGACUGAGGACUAUCAACCUGCUGACUCCCAAAUCCCUUACCCCCCCUCAGUUUCUGCGACAUCCAUUAAUUCCAAUGGCUUGUUGCACUCAGCUAGAGAAUCCUCAGACCGGACGGCCGCCGUGAAGAGACUUCAGAGGUCUCAGUCUGUCAGUCCCUGCAGGAUCCCACACUCUGCUAAGGGAUACCUGUCUAUUCAUGGACGCAUUUUUGCCUCACCUGAUAGGUCGACCUCUGUAGCUUGGGCCAGAAAUGUGCCCUCCACUCAAAGGUGAAAGGUGUCACCAGUGGCGUAUCUACAAAACAUAAAAAAAAUGUAUGUCAUAUCUUGAAGUCAUUUGCUUGUACGGUUUCCUGAACGUUUCAGAUUGUGAAGGAAUGAAUGUCUGUAUUAGAAUCCUUUAUAACAUGGCAUGUUGCUCUGGCUGAAGAUAAUGUAUGUACUGUCUCAGUGUGAAGUAGGACAUGAGUCAUCUUCAUCUGCAACAGAUUGUAGACAAAGACAGCAGAAUGUGUAGCUGGCACUGCCAGAAGCAUCCUGGAGGGCUUUACAUUACAGAGACAUCCUGUGCGGUGUAAUACGACAGUAAAAACCUGAAUAAUGUGGACUUUCGCCAAAAGUUUCUAAGAAUGUAGAAAUGUCAGAUGAUCUUAUUAUGUU
Molecule: messenger RNA, 1700 nt
Organism: Morone saxatilis (striped sea-bass)
Lineage: Eukaryota; Metazoa; Chordata; Actinopteri; Moronidae
Product: SLAIN motif-containing protein-like
Exons: 6
Coding region: 1-1314 (437 amino acids)
Biological process (GO): microtubule nucleation; positive regulation of microtubule polymerization; cytoplasmic microtubule organization
Cellular component (GO): microtubule plus-end
Source: RefSeq, a predicted model, not a curated record